Messenger RNA from Canis lupus familiaris (dog), 2050 nucleotides. RefSeq names its product sphingolipid transporter 3 (putative) (gene SPNS3). Bases 183 to 1844 code for a protein of 553 amino acids. The transcript is spliced from 13 exons. Gene Ontology annotation, cellular component: membrane. Gene Ontology annotation, molecular function: transmembrane transporter activity. Lineage: Eukaryota; Metazoa; Chordata; Mammalia; Carnivora; Canidae. Gene Ontology annotation, biological process: transmembrane transport. The record is from RefSeq and is a predicted model, not a curated record.
CCGCAGACGAGGUCCAGGGCCCCUUGUGUCUGGUCACCCAGAGAGGGCCCCCCGUGGGCUCCAGAGCCUGGGGUGGUGCAACCUCGGCAGCCAGCCUGCAGUGGGCGCAGAGGAACCUGCAAGAAGACGCUCAGCAGUUAGGGCCGCCACUGUGAGGUCGGGAGGUGGAGAUCCCACAGGAAAUGACUCGGUGCAGAGCCGAUGUGCCUCUGUCCCAGGACAGGAGCUUGGGCUGCGAGGCUGGGGCAUGUCAACAGAGUGCGGGGAGCCAGGGCCGGGUGGGCCCUUGGGGGGCUCGGGGCCAGGUGAGGAGGGGAUGCACCGGGGAAGCACCUGCUCCCUUCACGGGCCGUCCUGCUGCCACCAGCCCCGUCCUGCUGCACACAGCAUACCCUGGAUGGCGGCCUCUGUCCUGCAAACCAUCUUCUCACCCCUGGGGGAGUUCCAGCCAAGCCCCGCAGAGGGAGGUGGAGUUCUCCAGCCAGCCCCCGGGGGGCCACCAGCCGCAGGAGCAGGCAGGCGUGCUGCUGGAUGUACAGAACUUUUUUCACAUCAGUGAUAGCAAUGCCGGUUUGCUUCAAACGGUCUUCAUCUGCUGCCUGCUGCUGUCCGCACCUGUGUUUGGCUAUCUGGGUGACCGGCACAGCCGCAAAGCCACGCUGAGUUUUGGGAUCCUGCUCUGGUCAGGUGCGGGCCUCUCCGGCUCCUUCAUCUCCCCCCAGCAUUCCUGGCUCUUCUUCCUGUCCCGGGGAGUGGUGGGCAUGGGCUCCGCCAGCUACUCCACCAUCGCGCCCACCGUCCUGGGAGACCUCUUUGUGAGGGACCAGCGGACCCGGGUGCUGGCCAUCUUCUACAUCUUUAUCCCUGUUGGAAGUGGCCUGGGCUAUGUGCUGGGGUCGGCCGUGUUGCAGCUGACUGGGGACUGGCGUUGGACCUUCCGAGUCAUGCCGUGCCUGGAAGUCACAGGCUUGAUCCUGCUCCUGACACUGGUUCCAGACCCGCCCAGGGGAGCUGCUGACAAGCAGGAGGAGGCAGCCAUGGGGGCCGGGAGGAGCAGCUGGUGUGAAGAUGUCAGGUACCUGGGGACAAACUGGAGUUUCGUGUGGUCCACCCUGGGGGUGACUGCCAUGGCCUUUGUGACUGGAGCUCUCAGCUUCUGGGUUCCCAAGUUCUUGUUUGAAGCCCGUGUGGUGCAUGGACUGCAGCUCCCCUGCAUAACGGACCCGUGCAGCAACCAGGACAGCCUGAUUUUCGGGAGCCUCACCGUAGUGACCGGCAUCAUUGGGGUGGUCCUGGGGGCAGAGGCCUCGAGGCGGUUCAAGAGAGUGAACCCGCGGGCGGAGCCCCUCGUGUGUGCCUGCAGCCUGCUGGCAGCCGCCCCCUGCCUCUACCUGGCUCUCCUCCUGGCCCGGACCACCUUCACCGUCUCCUACGUGUUCCUGGCCCUUGGGGAGCUGCUUCUGUCCUGCAACUGGGCCGUGGUUGCCGAAAUCCUGCUGUCUGUGGUGCUGCCCCGGUGCCGGGGGACGGCAGAGGCGCUUCAGAUCACGGCGGGCCACAUCCUGGGGGAUGCCGGCAGCCCCUAUCUCACUGGACUUGUGUCCAGUGCCCUUAGGGCCCGACGCCCCGACUCCUACCUGCAGCGCUUCCUCAGCCUGCAACAUAGCUUCCUGUGCUGCGCCUUCGUCAUCGCCCUGGGUGGUGGCUGCUUCCUGCUGACCGCACUGCACCUGGAGAGGGACCAGACUCAGGCCCGGAGGCCCAGCCCAGGGACCCCCGAUAGCACCAAGGAGGAGAGCCAAGCCCUGCUUUCCCACCCACGGGCCGUCCCAGAGGCACCCUGAGACCCCGGCCCCUGCGCAGGCCUGUGCUCACCAGGCCGCACCCCUCCCUUUGGCUGCACCUGCUGCCCCCUGGGGGAGCCAGCAGUGCCGAGGCUGGGUUGGGGCUGAAGCUGUCCCCUCUGUCCCUGCCAUCCCUUCUGUCCGCUGCCUGGGGUCCUUGGCCCACUGGCCCCUGGGUCUGAUUAAAGUGUGGUCAGUGCAAAGUG